Messenger RNA from Oryzias latipes (Japanese medaka), 1583 nucleotides. RefSeq names its product 2-epi-5-epi-valiolone synthase. Gene Ontology annotation, biological process: antibiotic biosynthetic process. The record is from RefSeq and is a predicted model, not a curated record. Gene Ontology annotation, molecular function: 3-dehydroquinate synthase activity. NCBI's taxonomy places the organism in Eukaryota, Metazoa, Chordata, Actinopteri, Beloniformes, Adrianichthyidae.
CCAUCCAUUACCAGGAUCCCCUGUAGGUCAUCUCAUGACGCAUUUAUAGGGCGGGCUAAGAGCUUUUGGGCACACAGUGGUUCUGGGACAAAAUGAGUUCUGGUAACAAUUCACAUCCCACUAAGUUCAGUCUGGUCCAAGUGAAGGGGACGUGGAUCCGGCAAAAUGAGCAGAACCAAGUGGAGGGGGGAAAGUGGUCAGAAGCUAAAAUCUAUGAGGACAAGUCCAAACAUGGAGUUUCGUGGACAGUCGUCAGCCCAAUUGUGUUCACCUACAGAGUCAUCCAGUGCCAAAACAUUCUGGACCCCGAGAACGACACGCUGCUCUGGGGCCACUUAGGAUCCCAAGUUCAUGCAAACGCUGGCUGUACAUCCAAACCCAUCAAGCGUUUUGUUGUCAUUGAUGAAACUGUGAAUCAGCUGUAUGGCUCUCAGGUGGCUCGGUACUUUGACGCCAGAGAGGUCGUUUACAAGAUUCUCCCUCUUCCAACAACUGAGGAGAACAAAAGCAUGGAGCUGGUGACCGUGAUCCUGGAGGCUGUUCACCACUUCGGCAUUGACAGGCGCUCUGAGCCUAUCAUUGCUAUCGGAGGAGGGGUCUGCCUGGAUGUGGUCGGUCUGGCAGCUUCUCUGUAUCGCCGGAGGACUCCGUACAUCCGGGUCCCGACCACCUUCCUGGCAUACAUCGAUGCCAGCGUGGGAGCAAAGACGGGGGUCAACUUUGCUGGUGGAAAAAACAAGCUGGGGAGUUACGUUCCACCAGUGGCGACCUUCUUAGACUGCUCUUUCUUUCAAACCCUGCCCGGGCGUCAGAUCUCUAACGGGCUGGCAGAGAUGUUGAAGAUGGCCCUGAUGAAGCACGAUGGUCUUUUUCGGCUGCUGGAGGCUAACGGUAAAGAACUGCUAUUUGCCAAGAUGCAGCCCUUACAAAGCAGCAAAAGCUCCAAACAGGAGGAUGCAGCUUCUGCUGCUCGACGCAUCGCUAUAGAAACCAUGCUGGAGGAAUUGGCCCCUAACCUGUGGGAGGAUGAUCUGGACCGGCUGGUGGAUUUUGGUCACAUCAUCAGCCCAGAGUUGGAGAUGAGAGUUUUGCCCACGCUGCUUCAUGGCGAGGCCGUCAACAUCGAUAUGUCCUUUAUGGUAUACGUGGCUCAUACUAAGGGACUCCUGACAGCUGAUGAGAAGGACCGCAUCAUCUGUUGUAUGUUGGCUCUCCAGCUGCCUGUGUGGCACCAGGACUGCACUCUAGCCUUGGUGCAGAAAUCCUUCAAAGAACGAAUGAGGCAUUCAGCCGGCUCUUUGAGGAUGCCUCUUCCUACAGGAAUUGGCCGUGCAGAAAUCUUUCAUGACAUGAUUGAAGACAGCAUUCUUCAUCAAGCUCAUCAGCGAUGGACAGAUGAGCUCUCCUGCCAUUCUGAACAGCAAAGGUGAAGCUUUCUGUCACAGCUGUGCUGACUGGAGUUUAACUGGGUCAUGAUAAAAAGCGACAACUGAGCAGGAAAGAACAAAGUGUCACAGUGUUUUGUUGGAUUCAUCUUACUGUACAAAUAAAAGAAAUAAACAUCAAAAUUGUUUUUGAAACCA